CUUCUAUUUCAAAAUUUGGCGUUUGGUCAUUCAGAGUUCUUGUAUACUUGGCCCGAGUUGGUAGGUUUUUUCAAGAAUUUCAGCCAUUCCAAUGGACCUUACCGGUGUCCUCGAAGCCACUGUCUCUCCAGAUCUAAAUGAGCUACAGGCUGCACAGAAAUACUUGGAGCAAGCUGCCGUUGCAAGUUUACCACAGUUUUUGGUUGCCUUGGCCUCUGAAUUGAAGAAUGUUUCGAAGUCUCAAGUUGCCCGAAUGGCGGCGGGUUUACAGCUUAAAAAUCAGUUAACAUCGAAGGAUCCCAAUGUUAGAGUUCAAUUUCAGCAGAGAUGGCUCACUUUGGACAGUACGAUCAGAAUUCACGUACGACAGUCGGUKAUUGAAACACUUGGAACAGAAACUGCCCGGCCGGCCAUUGCACCUCAAUGUAUYGCAGCUAUUGCUUGUGCAGAGAUCCCAAACCAUGAAAAUUUAGAGUUAAUUGAGACAUUAGUUGUUAAUGUGACCAACUCUCCCAGAGACUUAGAGGCACUAAGGGAACAGACAUUAGAGGCUAUUGGAUACAUAUGUCAGGAUAUUGACCCAGAGCAUUUGGUCACCAUGGGAAACAAAAUUCUUAUGGCUAUUAUGCAAGGCAUGCAAAAAGAUGAACGGAGUGACAAUAUUCGACUGGCUGCUACAAAAGCUCUGCUUAACUCYUUAGAAUUUACCAAGAAAAACUUUGAAACAACGACUGAAAGAAACUACAUCAUGGAAGUUGUUUGUGAAGCUACACAGAGCACUGAAACAUCAAUAAAAGUCGCAGCAUUACAGUGUCUGGUYAAGAUAAUGUCUCUAUAUUAUCAACAUAUGGAGGAGUACAUGAAGAUUGCAUUGUUUGCUAUAACAGUAGAAGCCAUAAAAUCAAGCUGUGAUGAAGUUAGUCUUCAAGGCAUUGAAUUCUGGUCAACAGUCUGUGAUGAAGAAAUGGACUUAGCAAUUGAAGCUGCUGAGGCUCAAGAACAAAACAGAACCCCAGAGCAAACAAGUAGAUUUUAUGCCAAAGGUGCUCUUCUACAUCUUGUUGGACCAUUAACAGAUUCACUGAAACGCCAGGAAGAGUUUGAUGAUGAAGAUGAUUGGGUUCCUUCUAAAGCAGCUGGAGUUUGUUUAAUGUUGCUGGCUCAGUGCUGUGAAGAUGAUGUUGUUGCUCCUGUAUUGUCAUUUGUGCAAUCAAACUUUCAAAGUGCUGAUUGGAGAGACAGAGAUGCUGCCAUCAUGGCAUUUGGUGCAAUCCUGGAAGGACCUGAUAGUGCUGCUUUAGAACCUUACAUUACUAGUGCCUUAUUACCAGUUCUGUCUGAAAGAAUGGCUGAUCCAAGUGUGGCUGUAAGAGACUCUGCUGCUUGGGUUAUUGGCCGAGUCUGUGAACUAAUGCCUCAGACAAUUAUCAAUGAUAAAUUCCUGAAUUUGAUAGUAACAACUCUUAUCCACAACUUAACAGCAGAACCAAGAGUUGCGGCUAAUGUUUGCUGGGCCUUCAAUUCUUUGAGCGAAGCAGCGUAUGAAGCUGCUAGUGAUCCCAAUGUCGAUGAUGAACCAGCAACAUAUUGUCUCUCAAGUUACUUUCCAACAAUUGUUGAGAAACUUCUACAGGUGACAACAAGGCCGGAUGCAAACCAAUGUAAUUUACGUAGUGCAGCUUACGAAGCAGUGAUGGAGUUGAUCAAGAAUAGCGCAAAGGAUUGUUAUGCUGUWAUUCAAAGUACUACACUUUUCAUCAUAGAAAGAUUGCAACAUAUUCUACAAAUUGAGAAACAAGUCCAAAACAMUGAAAGAAGCCAAUACAAUGAUCUUCAGUCAUUACUCUGUGCAACAUUACAGAGUGUCCUAAGAAAGAUCAAUCCAGAAGAUGCCCAGCAAAUUGCUGAUCCCAUUGUGAAUGCACUGCUUCAAAUGUUCGAUGCCUCCACAAGAGAAAACAUCAGUGGGACUCAGGAAGACGCAUUAAUGGCUGUAGGAACUUUAGUAGAAGUGAUUGGUGUUAAUUUUGUUAAAUACAUGGAUCAGUUUCUGCCGUACCUGGAGGUUGCACUAAAGAAUAUUGCAGAAUAUCAGGUUUGUAUUGCAGGAAUAGGUCUUGUGGGUGAUUUAGCAAGAGGACUWGGAGCAAACAUUACGAAGUACACAGAUUUGUUUAUGGACAUYUUUUUAAGACAUCUUGCUGAUGAAAAUGUUCACAGAUCUGUGAAGCCUCACAUUCUAUCAGCAUUUGGCGACAUUGCUCUUGCAAUUGGCAAYUACUUCAAUAAGUAUUUUGAUCUUGCUAUAAGUGCAUUAAAAYUGGCUUCUGAAUUUAGAGUUGACAAGCCUGAUUACGAUAUGAUWGACUACAUWAAUGAGUUGCGUGAGGCWUGUCUAGAGGCCUACACUGGAAUCAUUCAGGGACUCAAGGGUGACAAUGAAAAAGCUGUCAGUCCUGACGUCCAAAUAAUGAAACCUCACAUUGCACAUAUUGUUAUAUUCUUGGAGUUAAUCGCUGAAGACCCAGAAAGAUCUGAAGGAACAGUAACAUGUGCCAGUGGACUCAUCGGGGAUAUCUGUGAAGCAUUUGGUGGAGUAGUGCACCCCAUGUUAGACAAACCAAGUAUUAAUGAACUAUUACAAGAAGGAAGAAGAUCCAAGAACUCCAAAACUAAACGAGUUGCCACRUGGGCAUCACGGAAGCUGCGGGCCUUGAAGCAGCUUUAGUUUACCAAGAGGAGAGAGCUACUGUGAGAGAGCGAGCGUGAGCGCAAUUGCGAGUGUGCGUGAAACUGGAGACGGAUGUGGAGAUUCAAGGACUUCAUCUGACUGGACAACGUACAGACACACACAUCACUUACCACAGUUGUCUGCAAGAAUUGUGAAGAUAGAUGCAGAAAAUACCACACAUUACAAAACACCGAUUUUGGUGGUACUUCAAACCGACAGAAUUGCMGAACUAAUGUUCAAUAAAAUGCCAUGUUAGAGUGAUCUUACUUUGAAAAUUUGUCCUGCGCAGAAUUAUUUUGUAAAAUUAUCACAACAAAUCCCUUUUGACAUUUUAUAUAAGGGAUUUCAAAUUUGGAGACUAGUAAAAUCACUCUGAUAAUGGGCAAAAUAUCUCCUUUCCAUGAGAUAAAAAUGAACUCGAUUUGAUAUUAUAAAAUUACAGUGAUGUACACAAUGUUAAACCAUCUAAGAAUACCUGAUGCCAGUGAAAGUAGAGUAUCCUUAUAGUUCAGUAUAAAUUGGUGCCAAUGGUCAUUUUUAGAUUUUGUGAAUGAAUUUAAUUUGUCAGAUACAGUAUUAAUUGUGAACUACAUGAGUUUUCAACUUGUAGUUGGUAACUUGCUGUAAUAAAAAUCUUCUGAAACAUCUCUGUAAAA
This is a messenger RNA of Exaiptasia diaphana, 3387 nucleotides long. RefSeq names its product importin subunit beta-1. The transcript is spliced from 26 exons. The coding region runs from base 92 to 2728 and encodes 878 amino acids. Gene Ontology annotation, cellular component: nucleus; cytoplasm. The record is from RefSeq and is a predicted model, not a curated record. NCBI's taxonomy places the organism in Eukaryota, Metazoa, Cnidaria, Anthozoa, Actiniaria, Aiptasiidae. Gene Ontology annotation, biological process: protein import into nucleus. Gene Ontology annotation, molecular function: small GTPase binding; nuclear import signal receptor activity.